AACGGUGAAAUCUGUCCGACAGGAAAAAAACGGCACCAAUGAAGCCGAUUUAAGAAGUUUCACUGCUUGUUAAGUUUUAUUUGUAGAUCUCUAUGUGUUAUAUCAAAUUAAUGUUGACUCAAUCUUGACAAAAAUGAAUAUUCAAAUAAAAAUGACUGUGAAACUAGUUUUCUGGAUGUCUGCUGUGUCUUUACUGGCAGCUGCAGCAGCAGCAGAUGACAUGUUGAACAUACCAGGAGGAAACAUGUUGAUGGGAACCAGUGCAGCUGAUGGGAGAGAUGGAGAAUCUCCCACCAAGGAGGUUAAACUGCAGCCUUUCAAAAUAGACAAAUACCCUGUCACAAAUGCUGACUUCAGAGACUUUGUGAGAGCGCAGAAGUACAAAACUGAAGCCGAGACGUUUGGUUGGAGUUUUGUGUUUCAAGACUUUGUAUCAGAAGAGUUGAAGAGCAAAGUCACACAGAGAAUAGAGUCUGCUCCUUGGUGGUUGCCAAUAGAACGUGUGUUCUGGAGACAACCCGCAGGUCCUGGUUCAGGCAUUCGGGAGCGCCUGGACUUCCCGGUGGUUCAGGUGAGCUGGAAUGAUGCUCAGGCGUUUUGUCAGUGGAAGGAGAAGAGACUUCCGACGGAGGAGGAGUGGGAGUGGGCUGCACGCGGGGGGCUGCAAGGUCGGACUUAUCCGUGGGGAAACAAGUUCCAGGCCAACAGAACCAACCUGUGGCAGGGGUUGUUUCCAGAUGGAGACACUGCAGAGGAUGGAUACCAUGGCGUCUCCCCCGUCACAGCCUUUCCUCCUCAGAACAGUUAUGGAGUGUACGACAUGAUGGGAAACACAUGGGAGUGGACAUCCACCCGUUUCCCAGGAGCACAACCAAUGUACGUGUUGCGUGGUGCCUCGUGGAUCGACACAGCGGACGGUUCAGCCAAUCACAAGGCACGAAUCACAACCAGGAUGGGCAACACUCCCGACUCUGCCUCUGAUAACCUGGGGUUCAGAUGUGCUACCAGCGACGGGCAGAAACAAGGGAAGAAGAAAGAUAAAACAGAACUGUAGCAACAAACAGGAAGUUAAACAUAUUAAGUGAAGGACAAUAAUGAUAAUUUAAACCAAAGAGGAUUCAGAUGAGAUUGACGGACUGAUGACUUUCAAGUUGACAAA
Messenger RNA from Thunnus maccoyii (southern bluefin tuna), 1159 nucleotides. It is a transcript of the gene sumf2, whose product is annotated as sulfatase modifying factor 2. Gene Ontology annotation, cellular component: endoplasmic reticulum. The coding region runs from base 134 to 1054 and encodes 306 amino acids. The record is from RefSeq and is a predicted model, not a curated record. NCBI's taxonomy places the organism in Eukaryota, Metazoa, Chordata, Actinopteri, Scombriformes, Scombridae. The transcript is spliced from 9 exons.